CCCUGUUCCGCUCAGCGGGAAGUAACGAAGUUUCAUGAACACAGAGACUAUACGAACAAUCCACAGUUGUUUUCCACGGCUUCAAAUCUUUGUAGUAAACCUCAACGUAUCCUGGUGUAGAUUACGCACGCGGAAUUUUCAAAUAUGGGGAGAAAAUCAGUGAAAUCGAAAGAGAAAAAGCAGAGGAGGAAAGAGGAUGCAGCCAAACUGGCGUCAUCAGUGCAAAAAGUUGCUGAGGCCAAUGGGGUAGAUGAUCCUAUGGCUCCUUUUCCAGCCUUUAGAAAAUUUGACAGAAAUGGGUUGUGCAUAACAUUUGAGACAAAGAGAAUAAAAGACAUUGAUCAACAGAUUGUGGACUGGUCUUUCCAACUUACCAAAGAUAACAUGCAGACCUUAUAUGAUGAGAGUGAAUGGGGAUGGAAGGAUCGUGACAAGUUAGAGGAGAUGACUGACAGUCGUGCUUGGUACUUGCUUGGGAGAGAGCAGGAGGGAAAUCCUGUCGCCUUCAUCCACUUUCGCUUUGACAUGGAGGAUACAGAAGAAGUUUUAUACUGUUAUGACAUCCAGUUGGAGAAGUCAUUGCGGAGAAAAGGCCUUGGCAAGUUUAUGAUGCAAAUUCUGGAGCUAAUGGCACACAGAUAUGGCAUGUUAAAAGUUAUGUUAACUACAUUCAAACAUAACCCACAGGCUUGUGAUUUUUUCAUCAAUAAACUCAAGUACAAAGUUGAUGAAAUAUCACCAGAGCCAGGUAUACAUGAAGAAGAAUUUUCAUAUCUCAUUCUGAGUAAGACCAUCCCUCAGAAAUGUCCAGCAAAAGCAUCUGACUGCUCAAACAAGGACAAGUGCUGUCAUGUUACAUCAACAGCCACAAGAUGAGGACAGGAAUACUUUAACAGACUGAGCCUCUUUAUGUGUAAGCUGAAAUAAGUACCAGUGCAUGACUCAUUGUUAUAUGUAUAGAAAUAUCUAGACUGGAAAAUUACUACUUGUUAUGGUCAUCAAGAAAUUUUUAGUGUCUAUACCUUUAAGUGUAUCCAGUUAAAAAUUAGACUAUACAAAAUGUUUAGCUGUGAAUUUUGAGAUGCUGCCAUGAUGCCAAAGAAACAUGCAUGGAAACUACACACUAGACCACCUUUGGUGGAGUAUUGUAAAAUGGCUUGCUUUGGUAAUACAGCAAACAGAAAGUAUCCAGCAUAUUAAAAUAAUAGCUUUGAGAGAUAAAAGAUGAAAAAUCCACUAAAAGCUCACCCCAAAUUUGCAUCUAUUGUCAAUUUCUGGCCAAAAUGACAGUAUCUUUUUUAAAAUUUAUUGUGAUGUUGCCUUCUCAAGAUUCCCCCAUGCUGUUUAUCACUUCUAAACAGUUAUUCAAGUGCAUAAACUGCAAAUGGUUAAUAAUCACAGAGCAAUAUUAUACACUAUCACUCUUUUAGGAUAAAAUUAUUGUAUGUUAUCUAUCUCUGGACCAUCGCAUGAAACAAGAGCUCUUGCAUUAUGUAGAUGUAAUGCAAGAUACACAUUUCAUAAGCUUUUACUCACAGGGUAUGUGAUACAUGCUACCCACUAUUGGAUAAUCUGGCAAUGAACAAGUUUGCAUAUCAAUUACAGUUAAGUACGUCUUCCCUUUCUCGCUGCUUGCACACUUUGAAAAGUUUGAUCAGUUAGUGAACACUUUGUAGACCGUAUUUUACCCAAAAGAAUUGUUAUAAAAUUUGAAGAAAAAAUUAUAUUGGUGUGUGAUUUUAAUAAAAUGUAGAAAUUUC
Pomacea canaliculata is the source of this 1760-nucleotide messenger RNA. Its product is annotated as N-alpha-acetyltransferase 40-like. NCBI's taxonomy places the organism in Eukaryota, Metazoa, Mollusca, Gastropoda, Architaenioglossa, Ampullariidae. The record is from RefSeq and is a predicted model, not a curated record. The coding region runs from base 145 to 876 and encodes 243 amino acids. Gene Ontology annotation, molecular function: histone H4 acetyltransferase activity; protein N-terminal-serine acetyltransferase activity; histone H2A acetyltransferase activity. Gene Ontology annotation, cellular component: nucleus. The transcript is spliced from 9 exons.